AUGUGUUGUAAAGCAGACGAGGCAUGGCAAGGCAUGGGAUGGGAUGGCAGAAGUACUGCGGUACUGUAUGAUAUUCGUGUGGAAAUGCCCAAUUGGGCAGCGCGUUUGCGAGAUGCUUGCUAUUAUCCCCAAUUCUCUGCGACAGCUCGCACCGCGUCCCGCGUAUUUGCGCACCCGGCAGGUACAGAGUACACGCUGCAGGUAUUUAGCCCGUCUGCAGGAUUUACUCCGUACAAGCGCGCUCUCCUGCCCACAGUGUGUUCCAGCUCACCUCGGUCCCUCAAAGUACGGGGGCUGUCCCCGAUUCAGCGUGUGACCGUUACGGCAAUUCGUGAGCGACGGGGGACGACUCAGGGUGCAGGCACUGUGUGCUCCAUACUGUGGGAACCGGCCGCCCUGCGCUCCUUCUGGGCCUUGCGAGUGACCUGGUACCUCGCUUUGCAAGUACCCCGUACCUGCCCCCCUGGUGCUGCGAAUACUGGCACAGUACCUGUGGCAGCGCGCGACGUCCAGGUGGAGGUCGUACUUGUACCCCAUGUCCUUGCUUCCGAGGUGGAGCCCCCCCAGUACUGUGCCCACGCCCGCCCAACCGCGCAGCACCCUCCUCAGGCCAACAACCUUGCUCCUGCGGGAGGUGUAGGUGCCUGUAGCAUCCAGUACAGCUCUAUUCCCUCUCUACAGGGUCCCCGUCUCAUCAAUUGACGGAUGGUCGUUAUUAAUAUUACAGGUCACCCUUCCUGCGCGCCUCGGUCCUCCUACUUCUCUGUUUGCGUGCUCGCUUUUUGAACUCUCCCGAUUCUCUUCCUGUCGUUGAAUCCGCAGCUCCAUUAGAAGAACAUCUCCCGUCGCCGCCUCAGUGCUAGUCGUUCGACCGAACUUCAAUCAUCGCCCAACCGCAGUUUAGCAUCUCCCCUCUCGGCAAACCUUCCAAGCCACCAAAAGCAUAUCGCUGGCACCGCCAUAUUGACAUACGGACGACAGACAAGAGAUCAGAACCGCUAUACCUCACUCGCGCAGAUACACCACGCCACUUACUUCGCCCUCAGUUCUCCACAGCCUCAAACGAACGUUCUUCCCCGUCCUUUCCCUCGACGCU
Molecule: messenger RNA, 1096 nt
Organism: Trichoderma asperellum CBS 433.97
Lineage: Eukaryota; Fungi; Ascomycota; Sordariomycetes; Hypocreales; Hypocreaceae
Source: RefSeq, a predicted model, not a curated record